UGGAUACGCAUUUUCACGAUUUUCCGUGCGAAAAAUCGAGAAAAGCGGCGUAAAACCAUACGCGGUGCAUAGUUCGCAAGCGUUGUUCGGUUUUCGGAAGCGGGCAACGUGACACGUACGGGUGAAAGCGUUUCGAAAGUGGUUUCGUGCAGUGGCUGGGCUUGUGGUAUUUGUACGCUGGCACAUGAUGCAAGUGGCAUCAUGAGCAGCAGCAGCAGUGCUAGUGAUGCGGGACGUGUGUGGAAAAUGAUGAGUAGCGUUUGUUUGUUGUGUUGAGUGCACACCCCCGCGGCGAAUAGUGAUGAAAUGUGAUUGUGCUUUAUGAGAGAACGAAAAAAGAGGAAGUUAUCAGAAAUACUCGCAAAAACUGUGCAAGAAGUUUAUCUGGCCCGGAGUUGUAAUCUGGGGAACGUAACGUGAAAUCUGUCGACGAUAACAGAUCAUCCCGUUCAAUCGUGCGGUGCGGUGAAAGCAGCUUACGAAUACGCUGUUGAUUCAGCUUUGUCACACUACGGAAUUGUCAUCACCGGCAAAAUCGGAGAUACGCCCAGUUUGUGCUGCAGUCCAAAAAAACCAAAACUCCCCCGGAGCAUCAUCAACCCUCGCAGAUAAAAUCGAGACUGCGGGGAUCUGUGCCACGGCACUGUAAAAUCACGCGUAGGUGAAAAAUUGCGACCAUUUCGUCGUUUGCAAAUUUGUGUGAGCCCGUGUUAGUGGUAGGUGUGGGUGGUUGCUAAAUUGGCCCAGAACCAAUUCAACCCGAGUCUGGCAGAGUUCAACAUGUACAGCUCCGAGUAUGAAAAACGGAUCAUACAGUGCCGCAGUCGGACAGUCCGCAAACUGUUCUCCUUGAAUGAAUCUCCAACGUCAAACGAUCGCUUCAUACCGUGCCGAGCAAAUAACAAUUGGACAACAAAUUUUGCAACGAUCAGUACAAAAUCGAACGAGAAUUCGCCACAAUCGUCGAAAAAGCAACGUGACUGUGGGGAAAAUGCACGGGACAGUGUAGCGUACAGUUGCCUGAUAAGGAACGAACUGCUCGGCACCGGUAUCGACGAUGUGAAGCUGGUAGCGGACGAUAAAAAUGGUAGCGGUGGCGGGGGAGGCGGCGGAGGUGGUGGCGGCAAUGGUGGAAGCGGUGGUGGAGGUGGCCUGCAUGCAAACAGCAACCGGACCGGCCUUUUCAAAUAUCAGUCCCCGACGAAACAGGAUUACAACGAACAGUGCCCCUACUCGUUGUCCCCCGUCAGCAUCAAAAGCCAGAAGUUGUUACGAUCGCCCCGAAAGGCGACGCGCAAAAUCUCCAAGAUACCGUUCAAGGUGUUGGACGCACCAGAGCUGCAGGAUGACUUCUAUCUGAACCUAGUCGACUGGUCCGCCCAGAAUGUGCUGUCCGUGGGGCUUGGCAGUUGCGUUUAUCUCUGGAGCGCCUGCACUAGUCAGGUUACGCGACUGUGUGAUCUUAGCUCCGAUUCCAACACGAUCACGUCCGUCUCAUGGAGCGAACGGGGCCAUCAGCUGGCGGUCGGAACACAGCACGGACACGUUACCGUGUGGGAUGUAGCGGCUAGCAAACAGGUAAAUAAACUGCAAGGCCAUUCGGCACGCGUCGGUGCGCUGGCCUGGAACGGGGAUGUUCUAUCGAGCGGGUCUCGGGAUCGUCUGAUCAUGCAGCGUGACACGCGCACACCAGCGCAAGUCUCCGAACGAAGGCUUGCCGGUCAUCGGCAGGAGGUGUGCGGGCUGAAAUGGUCCCCGGACAACCAGUAUCUGGCGAGCGGUGGCAACGACAACCGGUUGUACGUGUGGAACCAGCAUUCGUCCACGCCGGUUCACUCGUACUCGGAGCAUAUGGCGGCGGUGAAAGCGAUCGCCUGGUCACCGCACCAUCACGGGCUGCUUGCCAGCGGUGGUGGUACGGCGGACCGGUGCAUACGCUUCUGGAACACGCUCACCGGUCAGCCGAUGCAGUGCGUCGAUACCGGGUCGCAGGUGUGCAAUCUGGCCUGGUCCAAGCAUUCGUCCGAGCUCGUCUCGACGCACGGCUACUCGCAGAAUCAAAUCCUCGUGUGGAAGUACCCGUCGCUAACGCAGGUCGCCAAACUGACCGGCCACUCGUACCGCGUGCUUUACCUCGCGCUCAGCCCCGACGGUGAAGCGAUCGUCACGGGUGCGGGCGACGAAACGUUACGGUUUUGGAACGUGUUCAGCAAAGCACGGUCGCAGAAGGAGAACAAAAGCGUACUGAAUCUGUUUACCAACAUUCGGUAAAACAGGGCCCCGGUAGAUCUGCCCUCAAAUCCUUAGUCCCAAUCGCAACCGAUGCGCUGCAUUACUGUACAGAAUUCCGAGUCCAGUUUGGUGUUUGGUGGAGCAGCGCGGCCCCUUGAUGUGCCGACUUUGGGAAGAUGCGUGUUUUUUUUUGUUAUGCAGAUUUUUUUUAUAUAUAUUUUUGUUUUUGCUAACCUACCUUACUAAACAUAGUUCUUUGCUAGUUACUGUUCUAAACAAUGGGUGGUAUUUCCCAUGAGCUUGGAGUGAUGCCACUGGUGAUUACAGUAGUAACACGGCAAGCGGAACCGGUUAGGAUCCGAAGCGUAAUAUGUAACAUUGUUUGUGAAUGUAUUUUUUUAUGAUAUGUUGCUAAAUAUGUUCUGUCUUUCUUUGCUAAAACAGUGUAACAGUAGUUGCGUACUUUAACGAGUAAUAGCUUACGUUAACAUCUACCCAACGAUACAGGUCACGCUCUUUGCAUUCGUGGGAAGAAAAAGGGAUAAUUUAUGCAUCCAUUAGAUGCAACAGAGUCGCAUCGACUUUUCUUUCUUUAUUUUAAAUAAUUAUUUUUACAUCAAUUAAGUUCCUGUCACACAUUUACCUUUUCUACCAUCACUGAACUGGAUUAAACUUGUCGGGACUAAGAAGAUAGAAGGAACUUACGUUUAGCAUUACAUGUACGAUUAGGUUAGGUAGUAUGUUUUUUUUUCGUUGUCAUAUAGGUAAAAUAGAAUUCAAGAUACGGUACCACUCCAUACAGCGGUGGUACACAUUGCGAGUGUGUUCAAAUCAGUAGGCUUUUAGAUAGAGGCAUUAAUUUAGCUUUUAAGUUUGUCCAUGUUACGCAUAACAGCUAACCGUUGUCUUGGAAUUUAGGUAGUGUACAUUUCUACUGUUAAAAGUCAUUACGGUUCACCGUAUGAGAAGUCGAGAUGGUAGAAAAAAAACAUAGCAAAACAACACAAAAAAUGUACACUAUUUCUUUUAAGGUUUCAUGAAGCGAAUGCUACAAAAAUCGGAACAGAUUUGUCUUCAAAAUUGUACAUACUUACAGCGCAAGUACGUACACACAUAAAAUGCCGACUUCCUCCAAUACUGUGUAAUUAUUUAUAUUUAAAUUUAUCUUUGUUGAACACUCGGUGAAGCAUAUGAUUUGGUAUCGUUUGAAUGGGGUGCUUUUAUGAUGAAGACACUUCAUUUUUCGAAUGAAGGGGAAUGAGGGUUCGAAAAUGAACCCUGAAGAAAGAUUGAAUCUUAAGAGGAAGGUUUUAAGUGCGGAUGUGAAAUGGGUGUUAAAUCACCAAAUCCAACCCUUCCACUUGACGUUCAGUUUGGUUAAGCUUAAGUAGAUAAGUUUUGCCGUAAGAAACAAACAUCCGGAAAGAACGCUGUGUUACUGUCUCUUGUAUUGUGUGUUGUAGUUUAGUGGUAGGAACGACGUAUUGUUGUAAGUGCUACCAAGGAAGCAAAGUGUCUUCACUGUACUGCCUACCUGUGAGAUGUGUGAAUACUGACAAGGUCUCAUUUCAUGGGUCUCAUACUAACGUUAAGCAAGCAAACGGGCGGGCGAAGCGUAUGAAAUGAUGUGUCACACGUGGUCAAA
Anopheles moucheti is the source of this 3877-nucleotide messenger RNA. It is a transcript of the gene fzr, whose product is annotated as fizzy-related protein homolog. Gene Ontology annotation, cellular component: anaphase-promoting complex. Gene Ontology annotation, biological process: positive regulation of anaphase-promoting complex-dependent catabolic process; anaphase-promoting complex-dependent catabolic process; positive regulation of ubiquitin protein ligase activity. Gene Ontology annotation, molecular function: ubiquitin ligase activator activity; protein binding; anaphase-promoting complex binding. The transcript is spliced from 7 exons. The record is from RefSeq and is a predicted model, not a curated record. Lineage: Eukaryota; Metazoa; Arthropoda; Insecta; Diptera; Culicidae. Bases 781 to 2271 code for a protein of 496 amino acids.